Strongylus vulgaris is the source of this 369-nucleotide messenger RNA. The record is from the annotation of a GenBank genome assembly. NCBI's taxonomy places the organism in Eukaryota, Metazoa, Nematoda, Chromadorea, Rhabditida, Strongylidae.
AUGCCUGGGCGAUUUACUUCAGAAUGUCUAAUGCGAAGAGAGAACACAGAUUUUAUUACUAGAAUGUCCAUCUGGGAUUACGACAGCGGUUAUCUUUGCAAAUCACAGUUUGUUCGCAAAUCUAUCUGUAUUUUUGGAAUAGAGGAUCUACAGUCUAUUUCAAAAUAUCCACAUUUAAUGGUAAAUAAGAUGUUGCCGGAUUUUGACUACUCUAUCGUUGAGUGCGUUCAUGAACUAAUAUUCAACCGCACAUUUCUUGAACAAGUUGAUAACCCGAUUAUUGCGAAUUAUUAUUCCAACAUGGUUAAUGUUAAAUUCCACAAAAAUCGCAAAAACCCAGAUCCGAACUGUCGACUAGAAUGUGGUUGA